AAAAUAGAAACUCGCCUUGCCGCGCGAGGCGUGAAUUGGAAAAUGUUUUCGAUCGUGCGUCUGAUUUAGGUAUGCGAAAUCGCAUAGGUUCGAGUGUCAAAAAAAGGGAAAAAAAGGAGGCCCUGAGUUGAUUUUGUCCCUCACAGCUAAAAGAUCAGAUUUCUUCUCUAAAUCCCUCAAAGUGUUUUUCAAGCAGAUAUACUUUCGCUUUCUCCACAACUACAUCUUCAAAAUAUAAAACCAUGGGAUUUGGGAGUUUUGAAGCCAUUUGUGGAAAAACCGGGCUUCCUAUAUGCUCGGUCGUAGCUCCAAUCGCUGAGAAGGGCUCGACAUAUUUCAGUACAGGGGUGGUUCCUGACUGCUACUCUCGGUCCGUCGAGUUGGCCAAUACGAUGAUUUUCCAAAUCGGAAAUGCAUUUAUUCACAUUGGAACGCUUAUCAUUCUACUCAUCAUCAUCUUCAACGUGAGGUCCAAAUACACCGCGAUCGGCCGGUCAGAAAUGUUGAGUUUUUUCUAUCUCUACAUGGCCUUGACGAUCUCGUCGUUGGUGGUGGACUGUGGAGUUUCGCCGCCAGGAUCUGAGAGUUACCCCUACUUUGUGGCAUUACAGCUCGGCAUAGUUUCGGCUGUGUGUAUAUGUCUAUUGUAUAACGGGGUGUUGUGCUUUCAGUUUUGGGAGGAUGGGUCACGCACUUCCAGGUUCGGCUUAUACUUGAUCUGUAUUGUGUGGUUUGUGAUCAACUUUGUGCUCGCCUUGGCCACGUUCCAGUCUUGGGGCUCUUUAUCCAACUCAGACACCACCGGUGUCUUUGUUGUCACAUACAUUUUGAACGCUAUCAUCUUGGUCACCUACGUUAUUUCUCAGCUCAUCUUGGUGUUCUUUGCGCUCGACUCCUACUGGUACUUAGGUGCGAUCGUCUUGUUUUCAUUUUUCUUUGUUGUUGGCCAGCUUUUGGUUUACGUGUUCAACUAUCAGAUCUGCUCCAGACUCACACACUAUGUGGAUGGUAUCUUCUUUGGAACUUUAUGCAACACUUUCGCUAUAAUGAUGGUCUAUAAGUUUUGGGACAUGAUCACGAGUGAAGACUUAGAGUUUUCUGUGGCAAAUGUCGAAAGAGGAGUUACUCCCUUUGGAGACAAUCACGAGAAGUCCCAAAGCCAGUACUUUAACUAAGGUUUACAAAAUAGUAGAAAUGGAAAUAGUUCUACAAAAGAUAGUUUUGAGAAUGCUGUCAUGAAACCAAAUCGGCGAAAUAUGAGGCGAGAGAACCCGUCCUUUGGUUUCCUCCAGGACCUUUUACAUUCCUUGGAUUGAUAUGAUGUACGAGGUGGGUGCACACUCGUGUCAAAGAUCCAAUCGUAGCUACAUGUGGUGACAGCAGUUAAAUGCAUGCUACAUACACCAUAGAGCUCAAUGGCGAAGAGAGAUAAGUACAGUAAAGUGACCCAUUUUCAAAGCGUGUAAUAAUUAACAAAAAUGUCUGAAUCUUAGUAUGUCGUGGAAUGUCUUUAUGACGCGGAAAUGCGCACAUGAAGCUUGUGAGCCGCAGCGAGUCACGGGUUUUCCUUUUAAGCAAGGCAUGGA
This is a messenger RNA of Metschnikowia bicuspidata var. bicuspidata NRRL YB-4993, 1586 nucleotides long. It is a transcript of the gene CHS7, whose product is annotated as Chs7p. Gene Ontology annotation, biological process: protein folding. The record is from RefSeq and is a predicted model, not a curated record. The coding region runs from base 243 to 1175 and encodes 310 amino acids. Lineage: Eukaryota; Fungi; Ascomycota; Pichiomycetes; Serinales; Metschnikowiaceae. Gene Ontology annotation, cellular component: endoplasmic reticulum membrane. The transcript has a single exon.